Messenger RNA from Carassius gibelio (silver crucian carp), 1961 nucleotides. RefSeq lists its product as uncharacterized. Gene Ontology annotation, cellular component: cytoplasm. Gene Ontology annotation, biological process: negative regulation of MAPK cascade; protein dephosphorylation. NCBI's taxonomy places the organism in Eukaryota, Metazoa, Chordata, Actinopteri, Cypriniformes, Cyprinidae. The transcript is spliced from 5 exons. The record is from RefSeq and is a predicted model, not a curated record. Gene Ontology annotation, molecular function: MAP kinase phosphatase activity; protein tyrosine/serine/threonine phosphatase activity. The coding region runs from base 1 to 1395 and encodes 464 amino acids.
AUGCCAGAAACUGUUGGGCAACAUGAAGUGGAUCUUCUUGAUCCAAAGGAAUCGUUUGUUCCAGAUCCAAGUGCUCCCAAGCCAGAACCUGAAUUGGAUCUGUUAGAUACAGAGCAAUCGUGUAUCCCUGAACCAGAAGUGGAUCUUGUUGUUCCUUCUGAACCUAAACUGGAUCUGGUUGAUCCGGAGGAAUCACUUGCCAGCCCAAAAGAAACUACCAAAGCCGUGAAGAAUAAGAAAGUUCAUGGCUUCGUUGUAACCAAGAGAGUAGGAUAUGCUACAGUGAGGAAUACGAAAAAAACCUUCCUCCAGAACGACAGAUCGAACUCAGCAUGGCCUGAGAUGGAUCUGAAUGUUGGUGAACCAAAACCUAUUGAGGAUUUGGUUGCUCCUCCUAAAUGGGAUCUGGUUGAUGCGGUGGAACUGUACACCACGAGUCCUAGCGUUCCUGAGCCGGACUCUGAGGAGGAUCUGGAUGAUCCUCUUGAACGUGAAUGGGAUAAGGACUCGAUGGAAUUAUAUGCCCCGGGUUCAAGUGUCCCUGAGCCAGACCCUGAAGAGGAUUUGGUUGAUUCAGUGGAACUGUACCUCCCGGGUCCAAGCGUUCUCAAGCCACGACCUGAAUGGGAUCUGGCUACUCCAGUGGAUUUGGGUGCACCAAGUCCAAGCGUUCUUGAGCCAGAGUCAACAGUGUUAUCUGAACUUGCAAGUUUGGAAAACUACGUCCCUUUAACCAUGCUCCAACUAGAGGAUCGUUUGAAGCAGUGUACACUGCUCAAACAAAGACAUGUCACCAAUGUCUGGCCCAGGGUCUUCAUCGGAGACGAAGAGGCCGCAACAGACCGAGAUAUGCUGCAGGAGAUGUGCAUCACUCACAUUCUGAACGCUGCAGCGCCCAAAAAGGACUUGAACUACUUCUUGGGAACAUCUUAUGUUGAAGAUCUAGAAGGAACAGUCAAUACAGGGUCCAGAUAUUACAGAGGCUUGCACAUCAAUUAUUACAGCUUGCCUACAACGGACAGACACUGUUCUGACAUCAGCAAGUGCUUCAUGCCAGCUGCAAAAUUCAUUGACAAGGCCGUGAAUAAACCAGGGAGUAAGGUGUUGAUUUGCUGCAAGCAGGGUGUCGACCACUCUGCGACUCUGUUUCUGGCAUAUCUGAUGAUCUGCCAUGACAUGAUGGUGGAGGAUGCCAUUGAUCACGCCAUACAGUCGAGACGCAUCCAGCCCUCCAGAGACUUCCUGAAGAAGCUGAUGCUCCUCAAUGCUGACCUUGUGAACAAGCGAAAACUAAAGUUAGAGGACAUAAAAAAAGGCAAAAAGAGGAGAAAAUGGCAGCUAAAAAAAAAGUGUAGAAAUAUACUAAAAGAUAUACAAGAAAAUGUUCACAUCUAGAAAUGUCAAUAAAAUGAAUGGAUAAUGUCCUGAUAAUGAGCUGCUUUGUUUUGUAAUAUAUUUAUUUUUUACAGUGCAAAUGAAUUUCUGCACUGAUCGAAUCAAAAUCCUAUCAGCAUUGUAUUUUAUGUAUGUACUUUAAUGAAUUGCUUACAGUGCAAAUGAAUAAGUGCACAGAUAAAAAACUAAAUAGAGGCAUUGUUAGAUGCCAGUGUUUCGUGAUAUAAUUUCUAUGCAAAGAUUUGAUUAAAAAAAAUCUUUCAGUAUCGUAGCCAGGGCCAUAGCUGGGGUCAGCGGGGCCCCGGUGAAAGUUGUACCAGUGGGCCCUGUUUGAAAUUGUUUAAUUUAUAUGUUCAUGUUUAAGUUGUCUCAGGUGUGUAGGUGUCCAGGUACAGAAAACAAAGAAUUAAAUAUAAAAUAGCACUGCAUAGUCUUCACUGUAUACGUUUAAUUAACAGUCAAACCAAAAUGUAUUCAGACACCUUCAACAUUUCUUACAUUAUCACAGUUUAUUUGCUCUAGUUUAUAAAAUGGUAAUAAAAUAUGACAAGAUCUCAAGAGUUAAA